Messenger RNA from Penicillium bovifimosum, 1428 nucleotides. RefSeq names its product putative cytochrome b5 reductase. The record is from RefSeq and is a predicted model, not a curated record. The coding region runs from base 1 to 1428 and encodes 475 amino acids. The transcript is spliced from 2 exons. Gene Ontology annotation, cellular component: endoplasmic reticulum. Lineage: Eukaryota; Fungi; Ascomycota; Eurotiomycetes; Eurotiales; Aspergillaceae. Gene Ontology annotation, molecular function: heme binding; oxidoreductase activity.
AUGUCCGUCCCGGAAACAAAAGAGCUCAAGGCCGAGUGGAAGACCCAUGUCGGGUUGCCAGAGUAUACAUUGAAAGAUGUUGCAACACACAACACCAAAGGUGAUUGCUGGAUGGUCAUUCAUGGACAAGCCUUUGAUCUCACCAACUAUCUCCAAGACCAUCCCGGCGGCGCCGAUGCCCUCCUCGAGGUAGCCGGCACUGAUGCCACAGCAGCCUAUGAGGAUAUCGGGCACUCCGAAGAUGCCCGCGAGAUUAUGCAGCAAUACCUUGUGGGGACUCUGAAAGAUGCCCAGCAGUACGUUCGACCCAAGACAGUGCGUGUGGUGUCUCAAAAAGCACCUGAAGAGCCCGCUUCCUCCUCGUCAACCGUCAAGAAGAUCGCCUGUGCUGUGGGUGGAUUGAUCCCAGUCUUCUACAUUUUGAACCAAAACAACUAUCUCACGAGCGGCCUGGGAGCUGUCUCUCAGCUGAUCCCACGCCAGCUGAAGAGUAUACGCUUUCCUCAUGGUGGCUUCGUCAACGGCUUCCUAGCUGCCUCCGCCAUCUCCACGGUCCUCGGAGUUAUGGCAGCUCGCCAGAUCAACAAGUUCACCGUGAUUGACUCUGGUUUCAUGCGAUACCCACCUCAUAGGGUAGCGAAGAAGGCAGUUCGUAUCGAUCCGCAUCUGACUCGGGGUUUCCUUGAGCCGCAACAUUAUCAACGCCUGCGUCUCAUCGAAAAGACCGAGCUAGCAACGAACGUCUACCGCUUCGUAUUCGCUCUUCCAACUGCAACGGAUGUCUUAGGUCUGCCUAUUGGGCAGCACGUCGCGAUCAGGGCGGACAUCGAUGGAACGACUGUCACUCGUUCAUACACGCCCACCUCCAACAACCUCGACCUGGGUCGUCUUGAACUCGUGAUCAAAUGCUAUCCGGAUGGCUUAUUGAGCGGGAAAUAUCUGGCUAAUUUGACCGUGGGCGACGAAGUCGAGUUGCGCGGUCCCAAGGGAUCGAUGCGCUACAAAAAGGGCCUGUGCCGCAAGAUCGGUAUGGUGGCCGGAGGCACAGGUAUCACACCGAUGUACCAGCUCAUCCGGGCAAUCUGCGAGAACGAUACCGACACGACAGAAGUUAGUCUGAUCUACGCGAAUCGCAGCGAGUCGGAUAUUCUUCUGCGAGAGGAGCUUGAACGAUUCGCGCGACUGUAUCCCAAGAACUUCAAGCUGUGGUACAUGCUGGACUCUGCGCCGGAGGGCUGGGCCUUUGGAACGGGAUAUGUGGAUCAGGCGGUUCUGACGGAACAGCUGCCUGCUCCAUCGCCAGACACUAAGGUGAUGCUAUGUGGGCCGCCUGGCAUGGUCAAUGCGACGAAAAAGACUUUGGUUGCGAUGGGAUUUUCGAAGCCAGGGGUGGUCGCCAAGAUGACGGAUCAGAUCUUUUGUUUCUAG